AUGAAGGUCCGCGCGUCGGUGAAGCGCCUGUGCGGGUUCUGCAAGGUGGUGAAGCGCCGGGGCAUCGUUUUCAUCCACUGCACCGCCAUCCCGAAGCACAAGCAGCGCCAGGGCUUCUCCACCAUCGCCGAAGCCGCCGCCUCGUGCGUCCACCUGCCGCCGCCACCGCCCGCUAGCGGUUCCGCUUCCGCCGCAGCGUUCGCGGAGUAA
Messenger RNA from Miscanthus lutarioriparius, 210 nucleotides. NCBI's taxonomy places the organism in Eukaryota, Viridiplantae, Streptophyta, Magnoliopsida, Poales, Poaceae. The record is from the annotation of a GenBank genome assembly.